UCGAGAGUAGCAAGCGGUAGGAGAGUCGAUUUGAUCGAAAACGGUACGUCACGACCGGUAGUUGGCCAGGAGCUGUCGCGCUGGUCGGACGCUCUCACCCACACCGUAGGCCCGUAUAUGAGUUUAGUGUGCGUGUGUCCUCUUGCUGUGACGCCUCAAAUGCAGCUCUAUCCUCACGUUUUCUGCCCAAACUGAUGAAUGGGGCCACGGUGUGAUGGAUUUGGGAGUAGAGGUCUUGGGGGAUGGAUAAUGAACAACCCCACCAGGAGUUGGUCAAGUGUGUGGUGGUGGGCGACACGGCCGUCGGCAAGACGCGAUUGAUAUGCGCGCGCGCCUGCAACAAGCAAGUGUCGCUGGCCCAGCUGCUGGCCACGCACGUGCCCACGGUAUGGGCGAUCGACCAGUACCGCAUCUACAAGGACGUGCUAGAACGCUCGUGGGAGGUGGUGGACAGUGUCAAUGUCAGCCUGCGUCUCUGGGACACCUUCGGCGACCACGAAAAAGACAGACGGUUCGCUUACGGACGUUCCGAUGUGGUGUUGCUGUGCUUCAGCAUCAACAACCCCGUGUCGCUGCGCAACUGCCGUCUCAUGUGGUAUCCGGAGAUCCGGCGAUUCUGUCCCAGCACGCCGGUGCUGCUGGUCGGGUGCAAGAACGACCUGCGCUACAUGUACCGCGACGAGGCCUACCUCAGCUACUUCCGCGAUCGCAGUCCGUUCGUGCGCGCCACCCGCAAGAGCGAUCUCGUCAUGCCGGACGAGGCGCGGAACGUGGCCCGCGAACUGGGACUCUUCUAUUACGAAACAUCGGUACUUACCUAUUACGGAGUUAACGAAGUGUUCGAGAACGCGAUCAGGGCGGCGCUGAUCGCCCGCCGGGCUCAGCGUUUCUGGAUGACCAAUCUGAAGAAGGUCCAACGUCCUCUACUCCAGGCUCCGUUUAAGCCGCCACCGCCGCUCAAGCCGGAAGUGCACGUGGCCAGUAGCUCUUACAUCGAGCACAUGCACCAACUCUGGCUGAAUCGACCCAACACCGACAUCGUUUUGGUGGUCGGCUCUAUGGGAUUCCCCGCCCACCGUUUCGUCCUUGCUGCCAGCAGCCGUGCUUUCUAUCGCCUUCUAACCGCCGAUCUACUUGCUAGAAGCACCAGCGACUCCAGCAUGGUAAGUUCUCUGGGCGACUUCGCCGACGAGACCGAAUGUCUGGUGAGGGCCGAGCAAAAGACUUGCCGCAGAAGAGCCAGUUGUCAAGCGCUGCCGACGGCCCGCGAGCUUGACCAUCCGGCCUUUCAAUGCAUCAGGGUGGUACAGCCCGAGGGACAGACCGUUGUCACGCUGUCGAAACUGGUCACGCCCGGUGCCAUGCAACAAUGUCUGCAGUUCGCGUACACUGGCACGGUGGAUAGGAGCGCACUCAAUCUGCAGGAGACCUGCGAAGCUGCCGAAUUCCUCGAACUGCCCCAGUUAUUGGUACUACUCACCCGUCAUCCGUUCGUCGCACCCGAUCCACCGGACGAGAUCUACGAGACGUUCUUUAAGAAGAGGUUGCAGGAUGUUUGCCUUGAGCAGGGACUGUUCGCUGAUGUGGUUUUCGAGUUGGAUGACGGAGCGUGUGCGGCUCACAAGCCCAUGUUGGCUGCCAGGUGUGAUGUUAUGAAGGCCAUGUUCAGCGGGGAUUUUAGGGAAAGUCAGGCGAAAGUGAUAGAAUUCCCAGGCGUGCGCGAGUACACGUUCCACAAGCUGCUGUGUUUCAUUUACACGGACGAGGUGCCGGCGGUUUCAGCACUGCGCUGCGUCAAUCUUCUAGAACUCGCCAAUAGGUUGUGCAUCCCUCGACUGGUCAACCUCGUCGAGCGACGAGUUAUCGAGGACCUCGAGCGGCUUCAGCCCGCCGAAGCCAUCGAACAAUGUUUAAGACUGCUAGAACCUGUUAAGUUGCACAACGGACAUCAACUGGCGGACUGGUGCAUGAACCACCUUUGCGUCAACUACAACAAGCUGUGCAAGAUGUCACCGCGCAGCCUCCGUCUGUUGCAUCCGGACAACCAGGCCUAUCUGGUGGAGCACCGUUGGCCGCCCGUCUGGUACCUGAAGGACUACGACUACUACCAGAAGUGCUUGGCGGAACGCGACAAGGAGCUCAAGCCGCAGAUCAAGCCCAGCAGCGGUUGCCUCUGCUUUUCGCGCAAGUCCGAAUCAGAUCCGGCGCUCUCGUCCAGCCAGCUCUGAACACGCGUCUCCUCAUCUUAAAACUUUAAAACAAACCAAAAAAAAUUAAAUAAUAAUUGCAUUUACAUGUAACUGUCAUACAUAAUCAUUCGUACGUGCAUCCUGUUUUGCGGGAAAUUUUUUAUCGGCGUAUCUCUCUCUAAAAAUCAUUCCGUUCGGUGAGAGCCGGGCUCGACGUGGGUGUUUUGUUGAGGGUAUGAUGAAACUGGACCGGACGGAAUCGAUCCCCUACUCAUUCAUAAUCGUAGUUUUUAAGCGACGAGUCCCCCGUCCGGGCGGUUGUAGUGUAUUCCCGUGUCGGUGGCUCGCACGUAUUUAGUAUUAAGCAUCCUUAUUAGAAAAGCUAGACUGACCUACGUAUUAAGACAACCUAAUUAGGCUACGAUGAAACUGAAAUACUUACGAUUAAGAUUUAAAAACAGGGUGAUUGAUGACGUGGCACGUCCGCGGGAGGGUCGACUGUGUUGGUUGUGACUUCACUUUAAGUUCCUAGUCAAUUAUGAAAGUCGCUUUUUCCAUUGGCUGUUAUUUCCGGAAAACCUGUUGCAGUAUUAGGUACUGCCACUCAGACAGUACGUUUGAUGGAGUUUAUUUCAUGUGUGAAUUGAAUUAACUAACAAAGGGUAUUUUGCGAUAGAUUAAAAUUAAUGUAUUUUUUUAGCAUUUAUUGAAUGAAGUGAUAAAUGAGGGUCCGUCUAGUUCUUCGACUACUCCAUUCUUAUUAUAGUAAACAAUUUUCUACUCAUACUCGAAUACUGAUGAUCAGUGUGUCACUAUUUUUAAUUUAUUCGAUUACGACCAAAUUUAUAUCCAUACUUUCCAUUUUUCGAUUCCACGACGAUACGCGCGGAUUAAUUUUAAGAUGUAUUAAUUUUGCGUGACAGUGCCAUGGGUAAUUUACACUGUGUGAUGUUAGAUAUAGUAACACUUAGUGAGAAUUUAGUGAUAGUAGGAAGUAAUAUAAGAAAGUUGUUUGGCCCUUUGGGCACAUCAAAAAUAAAAAAUAAAAUAAUCCAUGGUACUGGUUUGUGAGUAAAACAUGUCCCUGGUACGAAAAUAAUCAUAAAUCAUUCUAGUUUUAAUUUUUGCAUAACUGUGUUCAACAAACAAAAACUACCAGUCGUAUCGUGGACAAUUUACCUCCAGAUCGCAUACUUACUUAUGUUCCAUAUUUAGUGUGGACUAUACUCAGCUACCAUAUUAUAAGAAAAAUAGCUUUAACAAAUCUUAGUAACAUAGCGAUUAGAUUCUAAAAGGGUAUAGUUCACACUGAGGUGCCGUAUUGCUUUGCUAAUUUUCUCGAAGUGGAUAUUUUUUAGGGCGAACUAGCUAACACUUAAAUUUAUAACACACACCUCCUUAUAAUACAUUCAUGUCAAUUUGUCAAAUUAUCUGUACUUGUACAUAAAUCUUUAAAUUAUUGCAGUUUUCACUUAAGUUCGUAGGAAGGGGGAAAGGUUUGCAUAAAACAAAAAUUGAAGAAUUUACAUAUCACUGUGCGCAUUAGAUUAACAAAUUGCGACCGAGAUGAUUUCAAAUACAGACUCAGAGGAGGUUUAAUGAUAAGUUGGUGUAGGUGUUUUAUGCAAACUGUUCCGUCGCGUUUUAUCUAGGUUGAAUGACAAUCGAUGUACGAAGCAAAUUAAUACACCGUUUUUAUUUUUACCUCUAAACCCAUUCUCAUUUUAGGUGGAAGGAUAUAUUCAAUAUAAAUUUACCUACAAUCAUGUAUUUGUGCAAUAAUUUGCUAUUCUAAUAAACAUUUGUAUGAAAUAAUA
This is a messenger RNA of Aethina tumida (small hive beetle), 4006 nucleotides long. RefSeq names its product rho-related BTB domain-containing protein 2 (gene RhoBTB). The transcript has 7 exons. Lineage: Eukaryota; Metazoa; Arthropoda; Insecta; Coleoptera; Nitidulidae. The record is from RefSeq and is a predicted model, not a curated record. Gene Ontology annotation, biological process: small GTPase-mediated signal transduction. Bases 243 to 2228 code for a protein of 661 amino acids. Gene Ontology annotation, molecular function: GTPase activity; protein binding; GTP binding.